Messenger RNA from Petromyzon marinus (sea lamprey), 1470 nucleotides. Its product is annotated as trace amine-associated receptor 365-like. Gene Ontology annotation, cellular component: plasma membrane. NCBI's taxonomy places the organism in Eukaryota, Metazoa, Chordata, Hyperoartia, Petromyzontiformes, Petromyzontidae. Gene Ontology annotation, biological process: positive regulation of MAPK cascade; adenylate cyclase-activating adrenergic receptor signaling pathway. The record is from RefSeq and is a predicted model, not a curated record. Gene Ontology annotation, molecular function: G protein-coupled receptor activity.
UCUACUGGACAUCUGUGCAAAAGAGCUUUAUAGCUCAUCGAAUUCCUCCAGUAAAAAAAAAAUAUUAUGAUUCAUGCAACAUAUACAGUGGAGUAUCCUUGAGACUUGUCAGUUAUCAGUGUGAUCUGUCAAGCGCCACCCCCUUUAGAGACGUGUUCUGCACAAGACCACCCCCGUCCCGUGUCGGUGGUCCAUACACCUCUGAUCUGUGUGCUUGUUUGCCGAUGGCGCUUAGGUGCGUUUGCUUGGAAUUAAAUCAAUGGAACUGAGUCGGUCGACCCCAGAAUCCAGAGAAGCAUCAUCCGGCGUAUGGUGACAUUCUAGGACGAAGAAUCAUGACUUAUACCUCCUCGAACAACACCACUGGUCACUGUGUGGAGUCAUUUGAAAAUCUCAUUUGCUCCAAACCCAAACUCUCCGACAAGGAUCGCAUCGCGGCAAUGGCCGUGCUGUCCUUCUUAAUCUCGGCCACGAUAUUCGGCAACUGCCUCAUCAUCACCACCAUCGCCUUCUUCAGGCAACUGCAGACAAACACCAACACUCUCGCGCUGUCGCUCGCCGUGUCCGACCUCCUGGUGGGGGCCAUCGUCAUGCCGUUCAGCGCCUCGCGAUCCAUCCACCAGUGCUGGUUCCAUGGACGCACCUUCUGCCGGGUCCACUACUACCUCGACUACACCUUCUGCAACGCGUCCAUCCUCUGCCUGGGCUGCAUCGCCUUCGACCGCCACGUGGCCAUCUGCGACCCGCUGCGCUACGCUCAGCGCGUGACCAGGGGGACGCUGGCGUCCAUGCUGGCGCUCAUCUGGGUGGGUGCCGCUCUCCUCUCGGCGCCCACGCUGGUGAGCCUCGACGAGGCGUGGGCCCGGGGACUCAUGGAGAUCGCGGGCUGUCCCGACGGCUGCCACUUCGCCGUGCACGUGGGCCUGACGCUCGUCGUGGGCAUCCUGCCCUAUUUCAUCAUCAUGCUGCUCAUGCUGCUGGUGUACGGUCGGAUCUACGGCGUGGCGCGCAGGCAGUCGCGUCAGAUCAACAACUCCAGCGGCUCGAGGGCGAGCGACGCCGACAGCAGGAGCAAGUGGGUGGCCAUGAGACGCGAGCACAGCGCCACGCUCACCCUGGGCAUGAUCGUGGGCUUCUACCUCGUCUCCUGGUUGCCCUACUUCACGGCGAGCGUCCUGGAAAUGGCAUUCGGCGUCACGGCCAGCGCACUCGUGUGGGCGACGGUGAUCUGGUUUGGUUACGCCAAUUCUGUGGUCAACCCGAUCCUCUACGCCACGUUCAACCGCCCGUUCCGCACCGCCUUCCGCAUCAUCUUCAGCAGCGAGUUGUUCGCCCCUGGGGCCAGAGACGCUGACCUGCACGGUCUGAAGGUGACAGGUGGCUGACGCGAUGGUGAACGCAUGGCAUAUGCAUGGACCGUAUUGUGUUUUUUGUUAUUAAUCAUUUGGCAUGCGUUCACAAUUAUCACUA